Messenger RNA from Symbiodinium sp. CCMP2456, 1314 nucleotides. The record is from the annotation of a GenBank genome assembly. Lineage: Eukaryota; Dinophyceae; Suessiales; Symbiodiniaceae.
AUGGUACAGCAGCUGGACAGUGGCGCGAUGCUUGCGUGGGCUGCGACAUGGUUGUCCGAGAGCUUACAGUGUAUGUUCUAUUUGGUGCCGCCGGAGCGCCUGGCUCUCACCAGAGGAGAGAAGGUCCCAAACCUCAUCGCAAAACAUGGCUUCGGCAUGUUCCUUCUCAUGAUUGCUACGGAGAUUGGUGUCGGGACCGUCGUUGCCAAAAAGAGUCUGUAUCGGUUCAACGACCUGCUGGCAUCCAUCUCUUCUGGCACUUGCCAGCAGCUUGUGGUGGCCUUAAUGUCCAAGUUCGCAGAUCCCAAAGCGGCAUACCGGUUGGUGAAUGACACUUGCCGCCUGGUCGACUUCGAUGUGAAAGGCAAGCCGCUGACAACAUGGAUUUGCCUUUUUCUUGGUAUGGACCUGGCCUACUACUGGGCUCACCGGAGCAUGCAUGAGCUGCAUACCGGAUGGGCUGCCCACAGUGCGCACCACUCCGGUGAAGACUACAAUCUAGCCACGGCACUUCGGCAAGGAGCUCUGCAGCCCAUGAUGACAUGGAUUUUUUCCUUGCCCCUUGCAUGUGUCUUUCCGGCAGAGUCUAUCUUGAUACAUACACAGCUCAACACAAUGUACCAGUUCUGGAUUCACACAGAACUGUGCGGCCGCCUGGGCAUUCUGGAAUACGUUUUCAACACGCCCUUCCACCACAGAAUGCACCACCGUCCGCCUGGCAACUGCAACUAUGGUGGGGUCCUGAUCAUCUGGGACCGACUUUUCAGCACAUACGAAGCUGAAACAGAGCGUCUGGAUUAUUUCGGGCUGGCACAGCCAGCGGGAACUUUCAAUGCAGUGGAGUUGAACCUGCAGCACUGGCGCAAAAUGGGCCGCUUUCAUCUUCUACGCGGUGGCUGCUUCUGGCACCUGCUGCGCUCUUCGGUAUCCAAGCGAGCUCACCACAAGUUUUUAUGGACGCCGAGCCAAUUGGUUCAUAAGUAUGCGGCCAUGCUGGAGGAUAAGAGUUCGUGGAGCUUGCCCGAGAAGGAGGUCAGACCAAAAUAUCGUGGAGCAGAUUUACAGUUGAUUGGCAAAGCUGUUGCCAUCGCAAUGUACCUCGGCGGCUUCGUGUGCUUGCAGAGGGCUGACAAGCCGGACCAGCGGGCGAAACUCCAGCUGCUGUGUGCAGCGGCCGGAGGCUUCACUUGGCUGCAAGCACUGGGCGAUUUUCUGGACAAGGGCUACCAUUCAUGGCUUGGUGGCAAGGUCUUCCUGGCCGCUGCGCUCACGGCCUUAGACUCAGGUGUCUUUGGAUGGAUGCCGCGCGCGUGA